Acanthoscelides obtectus is the source of this 219-nucleotide messenger RNA. The record is from the annotation of a GenBank genome assembly. NCBI's taxonomy places the organism in Eukaryota, Metazoa, Arthropoda, Insecta, Coleoptera, Chrysomelidae.
AUGCCUCACGUCAACAUCUUGUUCAACCAGUUGCAGAAGAGAAAAACCGAGCCAGCGCAAGUUAAAACGGCUAUCGAUAAUUUUGAAAAAUGUAUUGACGAUGUGAGAAAUAAAAUUGAUGACAUAAUAAAUGAAGCCAAAGUAUUUGUACUGAACCCCAAGGCAACAAAAGGAGACGACGUAAUAAUAGCAGUCACGAUCACCGAGUUGCCCCAUUAG